Messenger RNA from Cicer arietinum (chickpea), 1302 nucleotides. RefSeq names its product GDSL esterase/lipase At5g22810-like. The record is from RefSeq and is a predicted model, not a curated record. Gene Ontology annotation, molecular function: hydrolase activity, acting on ester bonds. NCBI's taxonomy places the organism in Eukaryota, Viridiplantae, Streptophyta, Magnoliopsida, Fabales, Fabaceae.
AUGGAGUAUUCAAGUGCUUUGAUCUCAACUUAUUUUCCUUUUCUUUUUCUUUUUGUGGUUCUUGUUAAUUUAACCAAUGGAAAACCUAUAGUACCUGCAUUGUUCAUAUUUGGAGAUUCUAGUCUUGAUGUUGGCAAUAACAACAACGAACCCACUUUCGUUAAAGCAAAUUUUCUUCCUUAUGGAAGAGACCUUGAGAAUCACAUUCCAACAGGGAGGUUUUGCAAUGGAAAGCUUACUAUUGACUAUGGAGCGGAAGCUUUUGGAUUUACCUCUUACCAACCGCCUUACCUCAGUUUACGUGUGAAAGGAAAUAACAUUUUGAAUGGUGCCAACUUUGCCUCAGCCGGUUCUGGUUACCAUGAUUCUACGGCCAAACUAUACAGGGCAAUUUCAAUGAGCAAGCAGCUGGAAUACUACAUGAUGUACCAAAAGGAGUUGAUGAAAAUAGCAGGGCAAUCAACUGCAUUAUACAUUAUAUCAAGUGGUGUAUAUCUUGUUGGUGCAGGGAGUGGUGAUUUUAUAUUGAAUUAUUACAUAAAUCCAUUGCUUCAAAAGGCUUAUACACCUUAUCAAUUCUCGGAUAUUCUUGUGCAACGAUACUCCAAUUUCAUUCAGAGUUUAUAUGCAGCUGGAGCAAGGAAGAUUGGUGUGCCAACAUUAACUGCAAUAGGUUGCUUUCCUAUAACCAUCACUCUCUUCGGCUUCCAUAGCAACAACGAAUGUGUAGUCAAAAUAAACAAUGUUGCUAUUUACUUCAAUCAACAGCUCAACUCAACAUCUGAGAAUUUGAGAAAAAUACUUCCACAACUCGAUUUGACCCUCCUUGAUAGUUAUGAACCUCUUUAUAACAUGGCCAAUAAGCCUCUUGAAUACGGAUUUUUUGAAGCAAGGAAGGCUUGUUGUGGGACGGGUUUGCUAGAGACUUCAGUAUUUUGCAAUCCAAAGUCAAUAGGAACAUGUGUUGAUGCAUCUAAAUAUGUGUUUUGGGAUAGUGUCCAUCCCACAGGCGCUGCAAACAAGGUUUUGGCGGCUAAAUUGAUUUCUGAUAUUUUACCCAUUAUCUAUAAAUAAGAAAAAUUGUCAGUGAAAUCCAUGUUGGCUUACUUGGUUUACUUGAAUGUUGAAGCUAACAUUCACCAAUAAAAGUCAUAGUUAAACACUUCUGGGUCAAGCAUACUAAGCUUUGUAUUUCCUAGAAUUAUGGUAAGCUAGCUGCUUUUGCUGUAAAAUAUACUAAAUAAGUUUUUAUGUUAAAAAUGUGCUUUUAAAUUUAUGGUAAUUGAAUAAAGUACAAUAUGU